UGGCCCAAUCAGUAGUAGGCGUUUAGGCAGGCGGUGGGAGACGUCGAGCAAGGCUUAGGGCUUCUACAGAUCACCGGCGGUAUUGGUCUUCGCGUCGGAGCCAUGGUUGAGAGAGAGGAGCGAGUUUCACUGGAACUCAGCGAAGAAAUUAUACAGAGCAUGGAACCUGGUGCCGUUUUCAGAGACUAUAAUUGCAGGAUCAGCUCCAUUGACUUUAACAAAACUUCUACUUAUAUGGUCACUGCUAGCGACGAUGACUCAAUUCGUCUCUAUGAUGUUGCAUCCGCUACAUGUCUCAAGACUAUCAAUAGCAAAAAGUACGGUGUUGAUCUUGUUUGCUUCACUUCCCAUCCCACAACUGUCAUCUACUCUUCCAGAAACGGAUGGGACGACUCUCUGAGGCUUCUCUCUUUGCACGAUAACAAGUACUUGCGUUACUUCAAAGGACAUCAUGACAGAGUUGUUUCGCUUAGCUUGUGCUCUGGUGGGGAGUCCUUCAUAUCCGGUUCUCUUGACCGAACUGUCUUGCUUUGGGAUCAAAGGGUCGAGAAAUGUCAGGGUCUCUUACGAGUCCAGGGAAGGCCUGCUGCAGCUUAUGAUGAUCAAGGGUUAGUUUUUGCAAUUGCCUUUGGUGGCUACAUAAGAAUGUUUGAUGCCCGUAUGUACGAAAAGGGUCCUUUUGAAAUAUUUUCCGUUGGAGGUGAUUUUUCUGAGGCAAAUGUUGUCAAAUUUAGUAAUGAUGGAAGGCUCAUACUGCUCACAACCAUGGAUGGCUAUAUUCAUGUGCUUGACUCGUUUCGUGGAACCCUCCUAUCCACUUAUAAUGUGAAACCAGUAGCUGAAGAAUCUACAUUGGAUGCAACCUUCAGUCCUGAAGGGAUGUUUGUUGUUUCAGGUUCAGGCGAUGGUAGUACCCAUGCAUGGGGUGUAAGGAGCGGAAAACAGGUACAUAGUUGGAUGGGUAUAGGCAGUGAGCCCCCAGUUAUAAAAUGGGCUCCGGGAAGUCCAAUGUUUGUGACAGGCUCUUCAGAACUUGCUUUUGUAAUCCCUGACUUAUCAAAGUUGCCAGCUUACUCCAUAAGGAAAUAGGAGUGACAUUGACUGUAAUGUGCCAUGUAAAGGAGUCUAGUCUUCCUCAGUUAGGCAUUGGUUGAGACAGUGGUGUUGGUGAAGCCGGUAACUUAUUACGAUUACUACUUUGUUUGUCUUGUAUUCUAACAAGUACCCCUAAAGAUAGAUAAAUCUCAAGUCUCAGCAGACUGUUUCUGUCUGA
Capsella rubella is the source of this 1273-nucleotide messenger RNA. Its product is annotated as protein ANTHESIS POMOTING FACTOR 1. Gene Ontology annotation, cellular component: Set1C/COMPASS complex. The coding region runs from base 103 to 1089 and encodes 328 amino acids. The record is from RefSeq and is a predicted model, not a curated record. NCBI's taxonomy places the organism in Eukaryota, Viridiplantae, Streptophyta, Magnoliopsida, Brassicales, Brassicaceae. The transcript has 11 exons. Gene Ontology annotation, molecular function: chromatin binding; protein binding.